Messenger RNA from Coregonus clupeaformis (lake whitefish), 2983 nucleotides. Its product is annotated as choline-phosphate cytidylyltransferase A. Gene Ontology annotation, cellular component: endoplasmic reticulum. The transcript has 9 exons. Gene Ontology annotation, biological process: CDP-choline pathway. The coding region runs from base 615 to 1712 and encodes 365 amino acids. NCBI's taxonomy places the organism in Eukaryota, Metazoa, Chordata, Actinopteri, Salmoniformes, Salmonidae. The record is from RefSeq and is a predicted model, not a curated record. Gene Ontology annotation, molecular function: choline-phosphate cytidylyltransferase activity; phosphatidylcholine binding.
UUAUGGAAAGGAGUUGGUGUUUUGAAAUCAAGCAGCACCCUUUUUGACAAAUCCACUAAUCCGAGACCAGUCCGGGACGCAGCUACCUAUACUUGGGCGGGAAGGCAGGCGACAAGUUUAGGUUAAAAAAAGCCCAUAUAUUCAUUGGGUUUGUUUUGGGGAGAGUAAAAUAUCUCGCUUCGCCUCUUCCUCUCUGACUGAGGUGAUUUUACCGGAAAUGUCAGGCCACUCUUUAAUAAUUACGUAAUUUCCUGGAAAGGUGUCCCGGUUUUUGUAGUUCCUGUGGUGUAAACUGUCAUUCCGAGGACUGCAUUAGUUAGCUAGAAAUACUCUGUUGAUAAUCCGUCUAUUAGUCCUCUUUCCCUCGAGCUGGUGGUACAGUUCAAGACAUUGGACUAACAUUUCCUGAGUGUUGGGUGCACUGUUCUAGCUAGUUAGUGAAUUUAGCGUUAACCAACAGCUAGCUUGUUAGCAAGCAACAGAGAGCAAACCAACUUGACAGUAGUUAGCUAUAAAAUAUUUCCCUAGCACACUGCCUAUGAGCUAGAUAGCUUGCAGCAGUAACGUUACCUACUUCUACACGGCAACCCCCAAGCACAGAACAACGCCCUGGGAUGGAAGCCCACAGCUCAAGCCGGUCAAGCCUGUCCAGGAAGAGGAGGAGAGAUGGAUCCAAGGGAGAGGCCGAGGAGGUAGAGCGGCCAGGGAAAGUCCCAAGAUCCACCGUGGGUUUAAAAGAUCCCGCCCUCUUUGCUGAUGAGCUGGAGUCGGCUGAGGACACUCCAUACCUGCGAGUCAGUAUGGAGGAGGCCAAGAGGGGAACUCCAUUUCAUAGGCCGGUGCGGGUGUAUGCAGAUGGGAUCUUUGAUGUGUUCCACUCAGGCCACGCCCGGGCUCUCAUGCAGGCCAAGGGCCUCUUCCCCAACACACACCUCAUUGUGGGCGUGUGUAGUGACGACCUGACGCACAAGUUCAAGGGGUUUACAGUGAUGAACGAGGACGAGCGCUACGAUGCAGUCAGCCACUGCCGCUACGUGGACGAGGUCGUCAGGAACGCGCCCUGGACGCUUACGCCCGAAUUCCUCGCCAAGCACCGAAUCGACUUUGUUGCCCAUGAUGACAUCCCAUAUACAUCAGCAGGCCAGGAUGACGUUUACAAGCACAUCAAGGAGGCGGGCAUGUUUGCGCCCACCCAGAGGACGGAGGGCAUCUCCACCUCGGACAUCAUCACGCGCAUCGUCCGCGACUACGAUGUGUACGUGAGACGCAACCUGCAACGUGGCUACACUGCAAAAGAGCUCAACGUCAGCUUCAUAAAUGAGAAGAAGUACCACCUGCAGGAGCGUGUGGACAAAGUGAAGAGGAAAGUGCGUGACGUGGAGGAGAAGAGUAAAGAGUUUGUGCAGAAGGUGGAGAACAAGAGCAUCGACCUCAUCCAGAAGUGGGAGGAGAAGUCACGGGAGUUCAUCGGCAACUUCCUGCAGAUGUUCGGCCCUGAGGGAGCACUGAAGCACAUGUUGAAGGAGGGCAGGGGCCGGAUGCUGCAGGCCAUCAGCCCGAGACAGAGUCCCAGCAGCAGUCCCACCCGUGAGCGCUCUCCCUCCCCCAUCUUCCGUAUGCCCUUCUUAAACAAGGCCUUGGCCUCAGCCCACCACAGCGCAGCACGGGGAUACCCCAUCAGUGAGGAUGAUGAUGAGUCUGACGAAGGUUAGGGCUCCCAUUUCUCGGUUUGUUAAUCCUGCUCCUCGGUCCAUCGACAGUAUCAGCGUUCAAGCCCCUCCAACCAAUCAUCAGUAUGUCCAAUUAUCUGUACAGCGUUGUCCCGCACUUAAUUUUUUUCAAUUACUGGUGUCCAUUCCAUAUGUAAUGUACCACAUCAGUCAGAAGGGGGUUAAUGCGCAAUUAGUUUGACAGCUAAUGUUGCAUUUCUCACUGAUAGAACAUUUGCUGAUAUUUCGAUGUACGCUUCCUUCCUUAUAACCUUAGUAGGUAGAUUUUUUAUUUUGUUAACCAUGAGUCUAGUGGGGAAUUCCGUUUUCUGUUGUCUGCUAUAUAGGUUGAGGGGUGUUUGGUGCACUGUUACAUUCCUCCACAGAUGAUCUGAGAGUAUGUGAUAUUUAGCAAUAUAGUAACCAUCAGUCCCUUAAUGACUCCCCCUCGGAGUGUUUGUUUGCGUCUGAGUGUGCAUAUGUAUUUGUGUAAACUGCUAGUUUUUGUGUAGGCAUGUCGAUGGCCUCCAUCCAUGGACUGAUCAGGACUCAGCUUGACCUUUUUGCACAUAAUAAUACUAAUAGUUGGUCUCGAUGGUCUGACUCGGUCAGUCUUUGGACAGAGGUUUUCAAAGCAUAGUACCCAGCGUUUGAACUAGAGAUCUUGUUCAGUAGGGCUCAAGAGAACUUGUUUUCAGUAGGUUCUCACUGAACCUGAAAACACUUAUGUGCAUAAUAACGAGACCUCAUUUUAAAAAUGAUUACAUGUAAUACAAUUUUAUCCCUGUUACAUCUCUCCCUCCUGUAUUUGGAGUCACUUGAUUUUGGCUGUUGACCCAUCCCUUGCUAGUCUUUGUCUCUAUGGUGGCAAAGCAGGAGUCUUGGUUUUAUUUCCUAUAUAAUUGAAAUAUGGGAUUUUAAGCAUAUACUGUGUAGACAAUCCAACAUGGUUACAAUAAUAAGGGAUGAUGGGGAAAGGAUAUGAUCCAUCAAUUUACAUUUUACUGGACUGAUUUAUUUGGGAUCUCUGAAUAAAUCCAUUAAAAUGCUGCUUCUCAUUAGGGGCAUGUCUAUAUCUCUUGGUGGCAAAAGUUGUCUGAUAUGUAAGAAGCCAGUACUAACCUUUCUAUCUGUCAGAUACAAAUGUACAUGGCUCUAAGUACAUAGUUUUAACCAUUAUUUUACUGUUUGGCCUGAGUUUGUUUAGCUCCUGAAUGUGCAGGCAUAAGAUACCAGGGAACAUGGAAAUGGAAUUUAAAAAACUUUAACCAUAA